This is a messenger RNA of Punctularia strigosozonata HHB-11173 SS5, 438 nucleotides long. RefSeq names its product HSP20-like chaperone. The transcript has 2 exons. Lineage: Eukaryota; Fungi; Basidiomycota; Agaricomycetes; Corticiales; Punctulariaceae. Gene Ontology annotation, biological process: response to salt stress; response to heat; protein complex oligomerization. The record is from RefSeq and is a predicted model, not a curated record. Bases 1 to 438 code for a protein of 145 amino acids.
AUGCUGGAGGAGCCUCUUUCAAGGUCACCAUCAUAUUUCGCUGGCCCAGGCCGCUCCAUACUUGAAGACUCCUUCUUCAACAAUCCCGGACGAUUGCGCCCUGCAGUCGACGUAUCGGAAGAGGGCAACUCAUAUGUAGUCGAAGCUGAACUUCCCGGCGUUAAGAAGGAGAACGUUGAAGUCAGCAUCGGGGAAGGCGGCAGAGCCUUACUGACAGCUGGCUAUGUAGGUACGACUGCAGUAACCAAGUCCGAUCAGUCGUCGUCGCAGCUGUCCACCGAACGCGCCUUCACGGGCAGCGCCACCUUCUCGCGCACGGUCUGGCUACCACGGCCAGUCGACGCAGCAGGGGUGACCGCUCAGUUGACGGAUGGUGUGCUAACGGUAAAGAUACCGAAGGCGGAGGACAAGGCCAGCGUGAAGAUCCCAGUCGCAUGA